AUGGUGGCUGGCAGGGUACUAUUCUUGGUGGCAGUUGUCUGUUGUGUAUUUUCACUCGUCCAGGGCAGACCAAACGAGAAGGAAUGGAAGCACGGUGGCGGGAAGGAUCAUCAUUCGGAGGAACACUCAUCGCAUGGUGAGAAGGGUGAUAAAGGCUACAAGCAAGAUGAGGAACAUGAGGAAGGCAAGAAAGGCCAUCAUGAUAAGGAAGGCCAUAAGAAGGAAUAUCAUGACGAAGGUGGACAGAAGAAAAAACAUCACGAUGAGGGGGGUUAUCAUAAAGAGAACAAAAAAGGUGAAAAAGGUGAAAAGGGGCAUAAAUUUGAGGAGAGCGGUAGCUUCAAAAAAGGACACUCAACGAAAGGCCAUCACGAGAUACACAAGCUAGAUGAGUUCAAAAAAGAGAAAAAGUUCUUCGACGAAGAUCAUGAUGAGGCAUUCGACGAGAAAUUCGGUGAUUUCAAAGAGGAACACGGCUAUAAAAAGGGAGGCCACGAGAAGAAAGGACAUAAGAAAUCUGGACAUCAUCACGAUCACUAUGGCAAAAAGGGACAUAAAAAGAAGGGAUCACAUCAUCACGACCACGUAGGUCACAAGAACGAGGACGGUCAUGACGAACAUUGGAGUCACAAGGAAGAAUUUGCUAAAAAGGGUGGUAAGGAUCAUCACAAGAAAUGGGGACACAAGAAAGGACACCAUUAGGGUGGUUUUGGUGGCAGCUA
Molecule: messenger RNA, 722 nt
Organism: Malaya genurostris
Lineage: Eukaryota; Metazoa; Arthropoda; Insecta; Diptera; Culicidae
Product: probable zinc transporter protein DDB_G0282067
Exons: 1
Coding region: 1-702 (233 amino acids)
Source: RefSeq, a predicted model, not a curated record